Chenopodium quinoa (quinoa) is the source of this 1351-nucleotide messenger RNA. Its product is annotated as nucleolar protein 58-like. Bases 419 to 1150 code for a protein of 243 amino acids. The transcript has a single exon. NCBI's taxonomy places the organism in Eukaryota, Viridiplantae, Streptophyta, Magnoliopsida, Caryophyllales, Amaranthaceae. The record is from RefSeq and is a predicted model, not a curated record.
UUAAUAGUCGUAGUAGUAGUAAACUAGUAAUAAUACGUACUAUCAUUUAUUAUUAUAAGGUUUUCAUAAAAAAAAAAUUGUUAACAUUAUAACGUGUGGAAGCAUCCAUUUUAACAUCCCUCCAUUAUAGGGCAUCUAAUAUGAAAUUCUAACAAUACAAACUACAUUUACUUUUUUUUUUUAAAAAAAAAAAGUAGUAAUCAUGGACCUAAAAUGCCAUGGAUAGCCCUAUAAAAAACCCUCAAAUUCCCCCCAUUCCCCACAACUCCAUUCUUCAACACUACCACUCUCUUUCUCUCUCCUUUUCUUCCCCAAUUCACCAUUUUCUCUCUCCUCAAACUCCACUUUUCUUCAGACCAAAACCGUUUCACAGUUAUUCUAAUCCAUUUUCUCUCUCCUCAAAACAAUUUCAAAUUCAAUGGAGUCAUCUUCAUCUUCCUUUCAUGAAUUCGACACCAUUAAAAUGGAGAAAGAGAAAGCGAUGCGACGAUAUAGAACUUUCAAGAAGAUCGCUAACAUUGUUCGAACUGUUGAAGUUAUCAUCGCGAUUAUGUUCGUCUCAUUUUCUCUCUCCUUCACUUCUUCCUAUCUUCCUGCCGUUUUAGAAUUUUCCGGCGCUUUUUUCCGCCGGAUUUUCUCUCUCCUCCUUUGUCCUCACUUUGUAUUUCUCAUCGGAAACGUCAUUAUCAUCACUCUCUUCGCUAAGUCUUCCUCCGAGAAGAAAACCUCCGAUCAAACCGAAGAAGAAUUAUCCGAAGCAAAAAUUGAGUCCGUUAAUGUCGAAAUCGGAAUCUCCGGCGAAAGAAAUGAGUCUGAUAAUGUCGACGGCGGAAUCUCCGGCGUGACGGAGAAGAUCGUUAGCGAAGUUCCGGCGGUGGUUUCGGCGGCGGAGGAGAGAGAAUCGGAGGAGAAAGUGUAUCGAAGGACGAAAUCGACUUCGGAAAUGGUUGUUGUAAAGGAGGAGAAGAAAGAACUCCGGCGAUCAGAAACGGAAGUUCGCCGGAAAAUCGAGGAAUCGCCGGUGAUUCAUCGGAGGUUUGAAGAGGAUGAAUUGAGUAACGAAGAAUUCAACAGGAAAGUUGAAGCGUUUAUUCAGAAACAGCAGAAGUUUUUACGAGAAGAGAAAUUGGCGGUUGUUUUGAGUAAUUAAGCAUAAUUACGGUAAUUAUGAGUAAUUAAAUAAUGAUUAAUAGUGAUAAAUUGAUGAUUAUGUUAAUUACUCUCUGAGAAAGAUUAGAGAAAACAGAGGAAAAACAGAGUAUGAUAGGAAGUGUUAUGUUUUUUGACACUUUACUAUCAGAAAUUGUAGUGCGUGAUUUUUAUUUUGGAUGAAUGUACAGUUUUAGUUGAA